Molecule: messenger RNA, 3443 nt
Organism: Leucoraja erinaceus (little skate)
Lineage: Eukaryota; Metazoa; Chordata; Chondrichthyes; Rajiformes; Rajidae
Gene: rnf145a
Product: ring finger protein 145a
Exons: 10
Coding region: 262-2436 (724 amino acids)
Cellular component (GO): endoplasmic reticulum; endomembrane system
Molecular function (GO): zinc ion binding; ubiquitin protein ligase activity
Source: RefSeq, a predicted model, not a curated record
AUUGCGCGUGCGCGCUGCGCCGGACGCCCAGGCGGGAUAAUGGCGGCCGCUUGACGGGUGUCUCCCUCCUCUGGUGCGUUGUGUCUUUCCCGUCGUCGUCGAGAGAGCAGCGAAGACGUUGACACGGGGCGGUGAGGGGAGAGUAAGGCGUUUAGCGGCGGAUCCGGAAGGUGUGGAGUAUGUUAUUUGCGAGGAGCGGGGCGCCGGCCUUUGUUCGGUGUUGAAGUGAGAGGAACCGAGCGGCGGGCUGAGCCUCGCGUCAUGGCCGCCUUGGGCACCAUCAUGGGCGGCGUGAGGGAGAAGCUGGAGGCCGUUCUGAACGUGGCCUUGCGGGUGCCCAGCAUCAUGGUGCUGGAGAUGUUGUACCGGUGGGACGUGAGCUCCUUCUUCCAACAGAUCCAGUCCCGCAACCACAACAACCUGCUCUUCCAGUACAAGUACUUGGCACUCAACCUCCACUAUGUCGGUUAUAUAAUAAGUCUCGUUCUUCUAACCUUGCCAAGGCAGCACUUGGUCCAGCUGUAUCUGUAUGUUUUGACUGCACUACUUUUGUACGCUGGGCAUCAAAUUUCCAGGGACUUUGUGAGGGGUGAGAUAGAAUUUGGCCAUGAUGGACCUGUGUAUGAGGACCCUUUAUCUUUGAACCGUUUCACUACAGCUUUGAUAGGGCAACUGGUGGUGUGUACGCUGUGCUCCUUUGUGAUGAAGACGAAACAGAUCUGGCUAUUUUCUGCCCACCUUCUUCCCUUACUGGCACGUUUCUGCAUGGUUCCUGUGGAAAUGCUCAUUAUUAUCAACAGAUUUGCCAUGAUAUUCACCGGUCUGGAGGUGCUUUAUUUCCUGGCCUCAAACCUGCUGGUUCCAUACAAGCUCGCCAAAUCGGCAUAUAGGGAGCUGGUGCAGGUGGUAGAAGUUUAUGGCCUGUUGGCAUUAGGAAUGUCUCUGUGGAAUCAAUUGGUUGUCCCUGUGCUCUUCAUGGUUUUCUGGCUAGUCCUGUUUGCCCUUCAGAUCUACUCUUACUUCAGUACACGUGAUCACCCUACAUCUCGUGAGAGAUUACUCUUCCUCUUCCUUACAAGUAUUGCAGAAUGUUGCAGCACUCCUUAUUCUUUGCUGGGCCUCAUGUUCACAAUCUCCUUCAUUACUCUGGGUGUCCUCACACUUUGCAAAUUCUACCUUCAAGGUUAUGGUGCUUUCAUGAAUGACAAUCUAAUGCACAGAGGGAUGACUGAAGGUAUCACAUUGCUGAUCCUAGCUGUACAGACUGGUCUGAUUGAAUUACAGGUUGUGCAUCGAGCCUUUCUGCUGAGCAUCAUCCUCUUUAUUGUGGUAGCUUCCAUUCUUCAGUCAAUGUUGGAAAUUGCUGAUCCAAUUGUUCUAGCACUUGGAGCUUCAAGAAACAAGAGUCUGUGGAAACACUUUCGAGCGGUCAGUUUGUGUUUGUUUUUGCUGGUGUUUCCAGCGUACAUGGCCUACAUGAUUUCUCAGUUUUUCCAGAUGGACUUCUGGCUGCUUAUCAUCAUCUCCAGCAGUGUUCUGACUUCAUUGCAGGUACUUGGAACACUCUUCAUCUAUAUUCUUUUCAUGGUGGAGGAGUUCAGUAAGGAACCAAUGGAAAAUCUUGAUGACGUCAUCUAUUAUGUGAAUGGAACUUACCGCUUGCUUGAGUUCCUGGUGGCUUUAUGCGUUGUUGCGUAUGGAAUAGCAGAGACCAUAUUAGGAGAAUGGACUUGGAUGGGUUCAUCCAUCAUCUUUGUCCAUUCCUACUUCAAUGUCUGGCUUCGAGCACAGUUGGGAUGGAAGAGUUUUCUUCUCCGCAGGGAUGCAGCAAACAAGAUCAACUCGCUGCCAACUGCCACUAAAGAGCAGCUUGAAGUGCACAAUGACAUUUGUUCCAUCUGUUAUCAGGAUAUGCAUUCUGCCGUGAUUACACCAUGCAGCCAUUUUUUUCAUUCUGCGUGUCUCAAGAAGUGGCUAUACGUGCAAGAAACCUGCCCGUUGUGUCAUCAGCAGCUGAAAUCUCAAGUGCAGCCGAUUGGGGCAACACCACAGCAAGGGACAGGCGAGCAGUUGCCCCCUAAUGAGGGCAGAACAGAACAAGAAUUGGCCGGACAAGAUCAUGUGCCUCCUGGUCAAGUUUCAAAUCCACCUUUAGCUGCUGAAAAUGGGCCUUUGGGGCAUAACGAAGAGAGACAGAAGGAUCUAAAUACUGAUUGCCUUUCUCAUGGUGACCUCGGCACAGAUGGACCAGGACCUAGUCCAUGUCUACAAAAUGGAAAAGCUGAGUUUCCACUUCCAGCAGAACUUUGUGAGGGUGAAGAUCAGCAAUUGUCUACAAGACAACACAGUUCAAAUGAACAACACAUGGAGAUGUCAGAUUCCCAUGAAGCUGUGUUAUCCUUAACCUGCCAUGAUACUGCAGUGAUGUUAAAAUAAUGUUGGCAAUUGUUUUCAAUUUGAACUUGUCAAUUUAAACAGGAGGGGGAUAUAAGAUGCAUUUACAGAGAAACUGAAUGUAAUGUUCUCACAAGCAGGUCUGGAGACAUUUUCUAAGAAGGGAGCUAGUGAUUUUGUUGCCACAUCUUUACAGUAUUAGACAGCCAUGACAGAAUGGAGAGGAUGUUUUUGUUAGAUCUUUUGUAGGCAUGAAAUAAUUAGAUUGACUGGCGUAUUAUAUUUAUAUAUAAUUAGAAGCUUUAAGCAUGGUUAGAGUCACAUGCUGCAAGCAGACAUUUUAAUAAAAAAAACAGUUUUGUAGCUCUAUAUUCAACAACUGUAAAGGCACUGUCAUAGUUUAUAGUGCAUUUCCAAAGUAUUUAGUAAGUACCUGAUGAAUGGUGCGUGAAUAACUUUGGUUUCUCUUUACCUGCUCAAUGAAGUAGACUGGAGCUUUUAUGAACACUAUGAUUCCUUUGGUUUCUUGAAGGGUCAUAAGUGGGAUGAACUUCAGCAUACAGAUGAGGGCAGAGUUGCACGAUAACUAUGGCACAUUUGAAUUCUGAAACCUGAGGGGUACAGUAUUUUCCAUUUAAGUUAUGAUUUGUGGAAAUGAUUACAUUAACUUGUAUGAUGAAACACAGCAUAGAAAGCCAUUUUGUAGCUGACCGGUUUUGCACAGUUUUCUUUUUGGAAGAAGUGAAUACUGAUGCAUUUUCUUAAUUCAUCAUGGCGUAAGCAGGUAGGCUCACUUCCGAUUUUACCUUACCGUGUGCAUUUAAACGGAAAAGGUAAACUUUUUUUAAUUAACAGUGAGUGACCCAGAGAAAGGGGAGUCUUACUCUGUAGCUUUUGGAAGUUGGCAUUCCUAAUGUGAACCAUUUGUGAACAAGCAAGCUGGUGUUGAAUAAUAAAUGAAAUCAUGGAUAGAAUCAUUCUGACCCAGUUCCUCAGGGACUUUAUUUUGAGAAUGUGUAUGUCUGAAUAAAUGCGCCAAAUGCACUGAU